Danaus plexippus (monarch butterfly) is the source of this 1219-nucleotide messenger RNA. RefSeq names its product serine protease inhibitor 77Ba-like. The coding region runs from base 1 to 1185 and encodes 394 amino acids. The record is from RefSeq and is a predicted model, not a curated record. Lineage: Eukaryota; Metazoa; Arthropoda; Insecta; Lepidoptera; Nymphalidae. Gene Ontology annotation, molecular function: serine-type endopeptidase inhibitor activity. The transcript has a single exon.
AUGAGCUCGCUGCGUCGCAACUUGCUUCAGUUACUGGUUCUCUGCAGAUUGUUAGACAUAUUUUCUCCUGCUUUAUGUAAAACCAAAAAUGUAAUUCCCUACACUGAUUUAAGAUCAUUCGGCGAAAAGGUAAGAAAUCUGAGCUUCCACUUGUUCAACUAUACGGAGCAGCGAAAUGAUUGUGGGCUGCUUGCACCUUACACUUUAUGGAAUCUGGUUUCGCUUGUUGCUUUCAUGACGUCGGAAGACAGUUGGAACCAACUGCAUAAAACGAUGGGUGUGUCAAGACGGAAAGGAAAAUAUUUCAACUCAAUUUACAACCACAUAAACGAUUUAAUGACCACAAUAAAACCGGGAGCAUCUUUUAAAAUAAACAAUACUGUUUUCUAUGACUCUAGACUGCAGUUAACGAGUAACUUUGAAGACAGCAUCAUGGCUUCUGGAGUGUCACUAAAAAAGCUCAAUUUCGAUGAUAAUGUUUUGGCGUCUGAUUCAGCAAAUAACUACAUACAAUCUAAUUACUUUCUUAUACCAAAGCGAAUUAUUUUUCAUCCAAGUGAUUUUAAGGACACUUCGAUGAUCGUGAGCGGUGUUGUGGAAUUCGAGGCCGCUUGGGCCAAACCUUUUGAUAUCUCCCUUAGCGAUCGAUUCGUGAUGCGUCAAACUGGUGAAUUUUUUUACACUGAUGUAGAGUGGUUGCAUGCUUCGGUAUUAGAAUUAUCUUAUGCGAGUGAUUUUGAUUUUAGCAUGCUCGUAAUUCGACCCCGUUAUGGUGUUGCCCUUAAGGAUGUGAUAACAAACCUGGCCCUUAAAAAGUUGGACGACAUAUUUCAAAAAUUAUAUACAGAAGGCUCGAAGGAAACUGUGAUCGAAUUGCCGAAAUUUUCCUUAACAUCAUUACAAGUGUUAAAUGAGCCGUUCAUGUCUAUGGGAAUAAUAAAUGUUUUUUUACCAGACGAGGCGGACUUUUCUGGUAUAUCAUCAGACAACUUGUACAUACAGAGCUUUGAACAAAGGGUGACGGUGACGGUUUCAGAAACAGGGACCACAGCCGCUGCGUACACACCAGCAAAUGUUGCCAAAUCUACUAGCCCUAAUGAAAUAGGAUCUGCUUCGCCAUUUAUAUUUCUAAUCGUGCAUGGUCCAUCAUUAAGCAUAGUUUUUUGCGGAAAAUACGGCGAAUAAUUUGUUUGUAUGUCUUCGGUAUUAUUCAUGCUAU